GGUGGCGGCAGUAGAUGCAGAGCCAUCAGGAGGAGCCUCAUGAGCCACCAGCAACAGCCUCCUCCACCCCCUCGGCCACCACCCCCUCUAUACUUCCCCUCCCUCUAUGACCGAACCACACAGAGUACCACCCUUGCUGAUUGCAGCCUUUGGAGGAAGCUCUUUGUGCCACUGCGAGGAGGGGAAACAGGGUCAGCUGGGCCUCAGAGACCUCCACCUGGGCUUGGACUCCUCCCACCCGCCAAUGAGCGCUGCUGCCCACCCCCCUGGCCAGCUGGUCUGGCCCCCAUCCCCUAUGAGCCAUUGCGCUUCUUCUGUCCUGCUGCUGACAGCACACCCCAGCGUGGAAGUGGGGCGCAUCAGCAGCAACAGCCAGAUGGAGAGAUUUGUGAGCUUGGCAUCCGCCUGAAGGAACUGGAGCUGCUGGCACUCACUGGGGAUGGCUCAGACCCACAGCAAUGUGAGUAAUCCAAAGGCUGAGAUCUCAAAGCCUCUUUGUACAACCCUACCAAAUAUCCCUGAGGCUCUCUUGGUCUUGUACCAUAAUGAUCCAGACAUGUACCCUAACCAUCCAGCCCAAUGUCUUAAAUGUAAUACACAUGAAAGAUUUGGGGACAUUGAACAUGACAUCUUACCCCUGCAAUCCAUCCAGAUUUUGAGCUAUUAUACACCCUUUUCUUUCUUAGGUCCCCCCCCCACACACACAAUAAGCUUAGAUAAAGUCACUUAUUUGUUCUUUUCCUAAGAGUACUUAAGCUUUUUAAUCUGAAGUUGUUGUUUUUUUGAAGUGACAGACAGGGUUUCUCCAUUCCACCCACCCCACCCUUAACAUUCUAUAAUAAAUCAGUAAAGAGAUAUUCCAAAUUGGUCCAAACUACAGCAGAACUUGAAAGACCCAUUGAUAAAAAUAUAUACCAAGUCACUCUCUACACAGACACAUUCUAUGGAUGCAAUUAAAUGACCUGAAAUUUCUUAUUGUUAUUCUAAUAACAGAUUUAAAUGCCCUGAGAAACGUUCAAACUUUCUAAUGCAUCAUCCAAGUGUUUUAGCCAAAAGAUUGUAGCAGUUUCAAAACGGAUUUUCAUUUUGUAAAAGUCCGGUUUGCUAAUCUGAGAAAAUAUUUUAGAACCUCUUCCAGAUAUUUGUGCAAAUGAGCAAUAGGCUCACCCCAGAAAUAUUGACGACCAUUUCAGAUACCAACCUGGAGGUCUUGCACAAGAAAUAGUCUUAAAGGCUUUAACAUUAAGAUGUGGGUGGUUUGUUGUGGCAAGCAAGCAGCCCAGGUAAGCUGUAGAGGUUUAGUGAAAUCUGAGGGGAGAGCAGGAGGGAGGGGUGGCGUUGGUCAAGGGUGUGGAUGGAGGUGGGAGUAGAUGGGCUUGGUGAGUGAUGCAAGCAGGGAACAGCCCCUUGUGUGUCUGUGUGUGGAUAAAUAGAUAUGGAUGGACACUUUAAGUCUUGUUUCAUUGCUGCUAUUUACAUAUAUAUUUAGUUUUAAUGUUUCUUGUUAUUUCUGUUUUUAUUUUGCAAACCAUUUUGAGACACCUUGGGUACAAAUAAAUGAUCUGGAAGCAUCCCCCAGUCAGAAGUGGAGCACCUAUUUCCUCUUCUUUAUUUAGCCCCAGUUUUUAUUUAAAAAAGAGAGAGGACUCAGUCAGAACAAAAGAGGGCAGGAAGAAGAAAGCAAUCCAUUUUUAAAAAACAAACAGUUUGUGUCUCCCUUUAAGAAAUAACAUAGAACAUUAAGAAAAGACAAUGAGUGCAUUCCAUUUGUGGAGUCUCUCUACCAAUGGCCAUUGAAAUGUAUGUGUUUAUUAUUAUUUUAACUUUGUUAAAGGCUAGAAGGCUGGUAAUUGAUCUGGCGGGUGGGGGAAGUGUUGGCCCUGUUUGACAUUUACUGGGAUCUCAAUGUGAAUAGAUUGAAGGGACAUUUAUACACAUGUGGUGGAGUUGUAAGAAAGCCAAAGAGUAUUGGGAGAUGAUAUGUUGUUGUUUGGUCGUUUAGUCGUGUCCGACUCUUCGUGACCCCAUGGACCAGAGCACGCCAGGCACUCCUGUCUUCCACUGCCUCCCACAGUUUGGUCAAAGGGAGAUGAUAUACUCAGAACUAAAAAAGAUGUUAAGGAUCUCAUUUCCCAAGAAACCAGAGAUGUACUUACUAAAUAUAGUAGGGGGGAAAUACCCAAGAAAGUACUUAGUCUUUUCCUUUAUGCAAUAAUAGUGGCCAGAAUAAUUUGUGCUCAAAGGUGGAAGGACAAAAAUAGUCCCACAAAAGUAGAAUGGCAGAAUAAACUAAUAGAAUAUGCUGAGCUAGCAAUGGUAACUGCAAAGAUAAGAAAUCAGGAUGAGUCAGAUAUAAAAGAAGAGUGUGAAUACUUUGGCAAAGAAAUAUAACAAUCAGAUAAACCAAGUGGGGUUAGAUAUAUGAGCAGCAGUUAAAAAUAAGCAGAAGAGGAGUGGUAAUUAAGGAAAUGCAGCUUAAUAAGAACUAAAUAAGACCUCCACAGAGGGAUGUGUGUGGAAGUUGAAGAGUGUAAGUUAAAUGAUGACAAUUGUAUAAUCGAUGUACAAAGAUAUAUAAAAUGCAUUAAAAAAAAAUACAUUUACUGGGAUCUCAGAAAUGGAGAGAAUUUGAGGCAAUAUUAGCAUGAAGCCAGUCAAACACUUUGCCCCAGUUUUGGAAGUACAGUGGUGCCCCGCAAGACGAAUGCCUCGCAAGAUGGAAAACCCGCUAGACGAAAGGGUUUUCCCUUUUGGAGGUGCUUCGCAAAACGAAUUUCCUAUGUGCUUGCUUCGCAAGACGAAAAUGUCUUGCGAGUUCCUGCGGGGUUUUUUUCCUCCCCCCCCCCUUUUUCCCAAGCCAAACCGCUUAUCAGCUGAUGGCUAAGCCGCUUAUCAGCUGAUCUUUAAGCCGCUUAACAGCUGAUGCUAAGCCGCUUAUCAGCUGAUGGCUAAGCCGCUUAUCAGCUGAUCUUUAAGCCGCUUAACAGCUGAUGCUAAGCCGCUUAUCAGCUGAUCUUUAAGCCGCUUAACAGCUGAUGCUAAGCCGCUUAUCAGCUGAUCGUUAAGCCACUUAUCAGCUGAUCUUUAAGCCGCUUAACAGCUGAUGCUAAGCCGCUUAUCAGCUGAUGGCUAAGCCGCUUAUCAGCUGAUCUUUAAGCCGCUUAACAGCUGAUGCUAAGCCGCUUAUCAGCUGAUGGCUAAGCCGCUUAUCAGCUGAUCUUUAAGCCGCUUAACAGCUGAUGCUAAGCCGCUUAUCAGCUGAUCUUUAAGCCGCUUAACAGCUGCUGCUAAGCCGCUUAUCAGCUGAUCGUUAAGCCGCUUAUCAGCUGAUCUUUAAGCCGCUUAUCAGCUGAUCGUUAAGCCGCUUAUCAGCUGAUCUUUAAGCCGGCUAAGCCGCUAAUACUGUAGCGCUAAGCCGCUAAACCUCUAAUGGGCUUGCUUCGCAAGACGAAAAAACCCGCAAGACGAAGAGACUCGCGGAACGGAUUCUUUUCGUCUUGCAAGGCACCACUGUAUAUCAUUGAUCCUUAUUACAAGACUUGGUGGGUAUCCUUUAACAUUUUAGUCUAAGACACAGUUUCUCGGCCUGGUAAAUGUGUGAAAAUGUAGUCUAUCCACCAAGGGUCUUACACAAAAGAAUAAAAUAGGGACUGUAAAGACUUUGAAACAGCAAAUGUCCUGUACUAAUUAAUAUGAAGAUAGAUAAUGACUUUCAGUGGAUACUGGUAUAAGGUAGAACAGAAAAAAGCAUUAUAAAAUCUCUUGAAUGGAGCCAAUACUUGUAUAAAUAAGGAGUGCACACUGUAUGGAAUAUAGCAAUAAACAUGCAUAGGAUCAGGUUACUCUGUGUAUUUAUCUGUGGAGGCAGUGGUUGUGGGGAUCACAGGAUGCAGGGGCAGAUUUAGGGCUGUGUGAGCAGUGCACACACUGGACACUGAGCUGAGGUGAAGCUGUCUCAAAGCCAAGUAAGAAAGGCGCUGGGCUUUGGGAAGGAGGUGUGAGGGCUCUGACAGGGUCCUAAAGUCCUCCUACCCAAAGCCUAGUUUCCCAGCUUUGGAAAGUAAGUAGGUGGGCUCUAGGACCCUGUCAGAGCCUUGUGCCUCCUUCCCAAAGCCGGGCAUCUCCUUAACCACCUUUGAGAAGGUAGCUCAAGGAUGCAGGAUGGGGGGAGGGCAAAUUUUGCACUCACACAGGGUGCCAAUGUACCCAGUUCCAUCACUGCUGGAUGGUUUGCAUUUCUUUAAGUGAAAUAAUGCACACCGAAAUCUCAGAGUAGGAGAGACCUUAAGAUCAUUAAGUCCAGGGUCUUAAAUUACCUGGCUGCACCGCUGAUAAUGACUAUUUAUUUUUUAGUAAUAGUUAUAUUUUAUUGAAGUGAUUUCAAUUAAAAGAAAUAAAGGGAUACAGGGAAAAAGAAGGAAAGGUGAGGGGGGAGAAAAAAGAACAACAAAGAUACGUAAAAAGUGUGUGUGAGAGAGAGAGAGUGUGUGUGUGCGCGCGCGCGUGCGCACACACACACGCAAAAAUGUAAUAUAUGAUAUUCCCAUACAUUCUUAUAUAUAUAUAUUUACUUUAGAGUAAAUAAAGUGCUGGACUAGGAUCCGUGAGAUCCAGGUCCAAAUCCCUACUAGGCCAUGAAGGCUGUACUUUAAUAUCACUACAUCAAAGGUCAGUAUUAAUCAGGAGUCAUGUGCUUGGAUUUUGCAUUCUUUUCUCAAAGGACUGUGCAUUUGCAUUUGUGGUUGAUGACUAACAUGUGUCAUGUUCCAUCCCUGUUUCUAGAUAAGCUUCUGAAGGCACUGAAAGAUGAAAAGACGCAAGAUGUGAUGACAGGACUGACUCUGAAGAAACAUUUGCCGGCAUCAUGAGGGCUAUUUACGUCUAGCCUCACCUUCUUCUAAUGGACUCAUUUGUAUUAUGCAUGCUUCUAAUGACUCUUCCUUUUUAAUCCUACACUGCUGAUGUGGAAAUUUCCAACUUAUUCUUCAAUUAGCAUUUUGUACAUUUCCCCA
Molecule: messenger RNA, 5012 nt
Organism: Podarcis lilfordi (Lilford's wall lizard)
Lineage: Eukaryota; Metazoa; Chordata; Lepidosauria; Squamata; Lacertidae
Source: the annotation of a GenBank genome assembly